This is a messenger RNA of Leguminivora glycinivorella, 421 nucleotides long. RefSeq lists its product as uncharacterized. The coding region runs from base 71 to 421 and encodes 116 amino acids. The record is from RefSeq and is a predicted model, not a curated record. Lineage: Eukaryota; Metazoa; Arthropoda; Insecta; Lepidoptera; Tortricidae. The transcript is spliced from 5 exons.
GGAAAUUCCUCUAGUGUAUGUUUUAGCAAAACGGGUUUAGCUUUUUUAAAGAGUCGGUGCCGCUGCCAUAAUGGGUACGAAUGGCAGUAAGGCAUGUGCGAGGAAAGUGGACUGUUCUACAAGUAAUACUAGCUUAUCUGAUUUGAGAUACAUUGUGACUGAGAAGCCGAAAUGGAAAGUGUUCAAAAAGACAGAAAUAAAAGCGGUACCUAACCGCUGUCACGAAGGCCUGGUACCGGAUAAGGGGUGCAACUGCGGUAAAUUCGAGCCCUGCAGGCAACGGGUUACGCCGAAAGGCGUCACCAUACAUUACCCAAAGAAGACCAAAAAGAAUAAAAAACCGAAAUCUUUAAACAAGAAAGGUCAUUCGUUCAACUUCUCUCUCAACUUCGGGUCACCGCCGACCACCUUCAAUAAGUAA